UUAAAGGGUCAAAAUAAGUAAAUUAAUAUAUGAUAGCUUUUCCGUAGAAGCAGCUUUUCAUCCUGUUUAGAUAUUGUGUUAUUUUCUAUCAUUGGAACCUUUGAAAAAGCACAUUUACAGCUAAUAGUAGUUUAACAGUGGUGUUAACUUAAACCAAGGGCAACUACAAUAUUUGGAGAAGUUGUUUACAGUAGUAAAAGCUCUUUUGUUUGGUUUACAGUCAUGUCACGGAGAAGCUCACGAUUAGACUCCCAAGGAUACUACAACAAUGAUGGACUACCAAUCAUUUGCUACAAGGAACACCUGAACAGGAUUUGCAUGCAGAGAAGAGUUUCUCAGAUUAAACAAAGACACAAUGACCAACUUCAAGGGUCAAGUAAACACAUUGAGUGAAGAGAUUCUCACAUUAAACAAAGUCCUGAACUCCCUGCAACCGGUGGCGGACACUAUGCCCAACUUCGCUCUGGAGAGUCAAGUAAACACAUUAAGUGAAGAGAUUCUCAGAUUAAACAAAGUCCUGAACUCCCUGCAACCGGUGGCGGACACUAUGCCCAACUUCGCUCUGGAGAGUCAACAGGCAAGAGUUUUACUUGAUCAGUCUUCACAAACGUACUCCAAACGAAGAAGCUGCGCCUAUCUUUUUGGAAUGUGUUGUAAACGACCUGUACACCCAAGGACAGUCCUUCAGGGAGGCUCACCCCCGGCUGUAGGACGGUGCUGGCCCUUUGAAGGUGGGCGGGGGCAUUUAUUCAUCGCCCUGUCACACCCAGUCUACAUCAGCCAUGUGACACUAGGUCACAUUUCAAAGAACUUGUCCCCAACUGGCAUCAUUCCUAGCGCCCCAAAGACGUUUUCUGUCUAUGGCAUGAAUACUUUAGAUGACAAAGGAACCUAUCUAGGAACCUUUCUGUAUGAUCAGGACGGGGACGCAACACAAACUUUUGAGCUACCUGAUCAUGGAAAAGUUGUCUUCAAAUACGUGAAACUACAAGUUGAGAGCAACUGGGGUCACCCCGACUACACCUGUCUGUACAACUUCAGAGUUCACGGAAAGCUGGCAGAAGUUACAGACAGGUAAGUAUG
Trematomus bernacchii (emerald rockcod) is the source of this 1083-nucleotide messenger RNA. Its product is annotated as SUN domain-containing protein 3-like. The transcript is spliced from 8 exons. Gene Ontology annotation, molecular function: protein-membrane adaptor activity. Gene Ontology annotation, biological process: nuclear envelope organization. NCBI's taxonomy places the organism in Eukaryota, Metazoa, Chordata, Actinopteri, Perciformes, Nototheniidae. Bases 356 to 1078 code for a protein of 240 amino acids. The record is from RefSeq and is a predicted model, not a curated record. Gene Ontology annotation, cellular component: meiotic nuclear membrane microtubule tethering complex; nuclear envelope.